AUGAGCAGUGUUUUUGACUGUCAAUGGUUGUGUCGGCCCCGCCUGCUGAGCAGUGCCACCUGGUCCAUGGCACCUCCUAACAGCCUGAGGUACCAGACCCUGAAGCAGCCCCUGCUGUCCUAUCCUCUGCAUCAUGAGAGCCAGCAGAGACUCAAGUGCUACGAGGAGGACUGGGAAGAGUCCUUGGGCGUGUGCGUACUGGUGCAGCACGACGAGUCCAACGACAUGCGCACUCUGCUGCAGCUCUCCGUCUUUAACGACAUUAAACCAGGAGAGCUGAAGACCACAGGGAUCCAGAAGCUCCUCGAUUUCCCGUUUCCACUGACGACCAUCAAUGGCAGUCAACAGGAUGACAUCAGCUUCGAGAGACUGCAGAAGAACCGAGCCGACGCUGCGAAGAGAAAAGACGACUGCUUCAGAAGCCUGUUUGAAGCAGAGGGCUGUCCUGCUCCCUUCGUGCACGGCUCACGGUUUUAUUGCUUUCAUUGUCCGGGAACAGUCGAGGCUCCUGUCGGUUUACUAAAACCCAGCCAUGACAGCGGUCUCAAGAGGAAGUCUGCAGAGCUGCUCCCGCUGCUGUCUUUGCCUCAGUGCAGCCGUGCAGAUGGAGGAGAAGAACGGCUUCAUGAGGGGGAGAGUGAAGAAGAGGAGAAACUGGCCAUAAUGUACGAAAGAUUGAGGGUAGAGCUUCCAAGAUUGUUUGCGAAAAACCACGACUUCGGUAUGUAUUCGACCGACCUGGAGUUCAUCAACGGCCUGACGAACAGCAGGAGCAGGGGUCUCGUGGCGUACCGGCUCACGCUCACCCUUUGGCGCUUGCUGUGUUUGUGUUACUACGCCCAUGUUCGGCUGGAAGUUCUGAAGCUCACUAAGCACACGGAGGACGGGUCCAUCAAGGCCCGCUGGAGGGUCAGAGGCCUGCCCUUAUACACUCUCUUGCUGUUCUUCUUCCGCAGAGACAAGUCCCAGCUGUACAGGUCGUACGAUGCGUUCUCCACGUUUUACAUCGGACAUGACGGACUCAUCCGUUGUCACAAAGUUGAAAAGGUGAUGCCAGCCCAGCCCCCGCUCCUCCCCAGAGGAACCACCCUCCUGAAGGGCGCUCUGGUGGCUCUGGGUGUGGAGGAGCACAGACCUGCUCUCAACCUGCUGCCCUUCUUCCUCUCCUCCCUGCGCCACAAGAGAAACUGACGCCACAGCAUCCACUGAAUUAAACGCAUGUCCCUGAAGAGUUUCAUUCGUGCGUACCUUAGAAGUUCUGGUUCAUGUCCUGGUUCUGUCCCCGGUGCCUCUCAUCUGGACACAGUCGUGACUUUCUGCUGCUUCGCCUGAUGUUUAGCUGCACAGGUUCAUGUUUGCUGUUAAAGCCAUCAGAUUAACAGCUGAGAAAUAAACGUUUAGCUGCAAA
Nematolebias whitei (Rio pearlfish) is the source of this 1408-nucleotide messenger RNA. It is a transcript of the gene c19h6orf136, whose product is annotated as chromosome 19 C6orf136 homolog. Lineage: Eukaryota; Metazoa; Chordata; Actinopteri; Cyprinodontiformes; Rivulidae. The coding region runs from base 1 to 1191 and encodes 396 amino acids. The record is from RefSeq and is a predicted model, not a curated record. The transcript is spliced from 6 exons.